Molecule: messenger RNA, 1894 nt
Organism: Alosa sapidissima (American shad)
Lineage: Eukaryota; Metazoa; Chordata; Actinopteri; Clupeiformes; Clupeidae
Gene: csad
Product: cysteine sulfinic acid decarboxylase
Exons: 14
Coding region: 136-1623 (495 amino acids)
Biological process (GO): carboxylic acid metabolic process
Cellular component (GO): cytoplasm
Molecular function (GO): pyridoxal phosphate binding; sulfinoalanine decarboxylase activity
Source: RefSeq, a predicted model, not a curated record
GUAAAACUCUUUUUGACCCUGUUCUCUAUUUAUAUUUGGAAUCGAUCACCAUCUAAUCAUUGCUCUAAUACCUUUAUACCAGGUGGACAAGCGGCAGCUGGCUACACAACACGUUGACAGCAUCCAGAGCAGAAGAUGAAUGGAAUUAAUGGCCAUGAUGCAGAUAUUUCAGACUUCAGCCAUGCAAAGGGCCAGCACUUUCUAAUUGAGGCUUUCAAAGUUAUCUUCGAGGAGGCUAUUUGUAAAGCCACAGAUGUGAAUGAGAAGGUGUGUGAUUGGCAUGAUCCAGAGCAGUUGGAGGAGCUGCUGGAUUUGGAGCUGAGAGACAGUGGAGAGUCACAUGACCAGCUGCUGUCCAGAGUCCGAGAUGUCGCCAAAUACAGCGUCAAGACCAACCAUCCACGGUUCUUUAAUCAGCUAUUUUCUGGACUUGACUACCAUGCCCUGGCUGGUCGACUCCUGUCAGAAACUCUCAAUACAAGCCAAUACACAUAUGAGGUGGCCCCAGUGUUUGUUCUGAUGGAGCACGUGGUUCUCACCAAACUCAUCUCAAUGGUGGGCUGGCCCAGUGGCGACGGCCUCUUCUGUCCAGGUGGCUCUAUGUCCAACAUGGUUGCCAUGAAUGUGGCACGUUACCAUGCCUUUCCUCAAAUAAAACAGCAAGGACUCUGGGCUCUGCCACGGCUUGCUGUCUUCACCUCUCAAGAAUGUCAUUAUUCUGUGAUGAAGGCAGCAGCAUUCCUUGGCAUAGGGACUGACAAUGUUUUUCAUGUGAAAACAGAUCAAAGUGGUUCCAUGGACCCACAAGACCUUGAAGUAAAAAUCAUGCUCGCCAGAUCACAGGGCGCAGUCCCUUUCUUUGUGACUGCAACAUCAGGCACAACUAUACGUGGAGCUUUUGAUCCCCUGGAAACUAUAGCCGACAUCUGUGAAAAGCAUUGCCUAUGGAUGCAUGUGGAUGCUGCUCAUGGCGGUAGUGUGCUCUUCUCGAAAAAACAUAAGCAUCUUGUGAAAGGAAUUGAAAGAGCCAACUCCGUGACUUGGAACCAACAUAAGAUGCUGACAACAGGUCUGCAGUGUUCUGCAUUCCUUGUUAGGGACACUGCGAAUCUGCUUCAAAAAUGUCAUUGUGCCAGUGCCACAUACUUGUUUCAACAAGAUAAGUUCUAUGACAUGAGCUUGGACACAGGCGACAAGACUAUCCAGUGUGGUCGAAAGGUGGACUGUCUGAAACUAUGGCUGAUGUGGAAAGCAGUUGGCACCAAAGGCCUUGCAGAGAGGGUAGAGAGAGCCCUUUCCCUGACAAGGUACCUUGCAGAGGCAAUCAAGAAAAGAGAGGGAUUUCAACUGUUGAGUGAGCCAACAUUUGUGAAUACUUGCUUUUGGUACAUACCACCCAGUCUGAGGGGGAAGGAGAACAGUGCCGAUUACCAAGACAGACUGUCAAAGGUGGCCCCAGCCAUAAAGGAACAAAUGGUGAAGGAGGGAACAAUGAUGGUGGGAUAUCAACCAUUGAAUGGACAGGUCAACUUCUUCCGCAUGAUUGUCAUCUCUCCACAGACCUCUCAAAGAGACAUGGAUUUUUGUCUUGAUGAAAUAGAGAGACUCGGGAAAGAUCUGUAACAUGAAUAUUUAAAACAGCACAUUAGCAACACACAUUAGCCUAAUGAUUGCACCUGGGUUUUCUUUUUUUGUCUGUUACUCUCACUCAAACUAAAACAAAAUGUUAUUACUAGGCCCCAGUAAUUACUAUUACUACUACUACUACUACUGCUAUUAUGUUUCAUUUAUAAGUAGCCUGGUGGUGUUUUUUGAUUUGCUUAAGCAGGGCCUAUGAGUCUAUGCUGAAAAAUAAUUAUGAGCCUCAACUCAGAAACAAUAAAAAUGAAAAAGA